CCCGCCACAAGAUACUCUCCAUGGAGAGUUUCUUUCACUCGUAUCUUCAAGGAACCCGGUAAUUAGCCCGAGGUAAUUUUUCUGACACUUGUUUUGAUUCUUACAUAUAAAAAAUAAAAUUAGGAAAGAUUCAAAGAGAAAACCGAAGGAGCACAUAGAGUGAUUAGGCUGGUAGCAAGCGCGACAUGGCACUGCAGUGCAGGUUAAGCUCACACCAUUGAUAUCACUAGCCAUAUUCUCCUUUCGCUAAUUCCCGCAAGCUACUACUCUUCUUCAACGCUCUCUCUGCAAAAGAUGCGCUCCAAGGACAGAAUCGCUUACUUCUACGACGGUGAUGUCGGUAGUGUUUACUUUGGGGCGAAGCAUCCGAUGAAGCCCCACCGGCUUUGCAUGACUCAUCAUCUUGUUCUCUCAUACGAUCUUCAUAAGAAGAUGGAGAUUUAUCGUCCACACAAGGCUUAUCCUGUUGAGCUUGCCCAGUUUCAUUCAGCUGAUUAUGUUGAGUUUUUGAACAGGAUUACACCUGACACUCAGCACUUGUUCUUGAAUGAACUGACAAAAUAUAAUCUUGGAGAAGACUGCCCUGUAUUUGACAACUUAUUUGAAUUUUGUCAGAUUUAUGCUGGUGGAACUAUAGAUGCUGCACGUCGAUUAAACAAUCAACUGUGUGAUAUUGCUAUCAACUGGGCCGGUGGACUACAUCAUGCCAAGAAAUGCGAGGCAUCUGGAUUUUGUUACAUCAAUGACUUGGUUUUAGGAAUCUUGGAGCUUCUUAAAUAUCAUGCUCGUGUUUUGUAUAUUGAUAUAGAUGUGCACCAUGGUGAUGGUGUAGAAGAAGCCUUCUACUUCACUGACAGGGUGAUGACUGUCAGUUUUCACAAGUAUGGAGAUUCGUUCUUCCCGGGUACUGGCGAUGCUAAGGAAAUAGGAGAAAGAGAAGGAAAGUUUUAUGCCAUAAAUGUCCCAUUGAAGGAUGGAAUAGAUGACAGUAGCUUCACUCGACUUUUCAAGACUAUUAUUUCCAAAGUAGUUGAAACAUAUCAACCUGGUGCAAUAGUUCUGCAGUGUGGAGCAGAUUCGCUUGCUGGAGAUCGCUUGGGUUGCUUCAAUCUCUCUAUUGAUGGUCAUGCUGAAUGUGUUAGCUUCGUAAAGAGAUUCAAUUUGCCAUUGCUGGUCACUGGAGGUGGGGGAUACACAAAAGAAAAUGUUGCUCGAUGUUGGACUGUUGAAACAGGAGUUCUUCUAGAUACAGAGCUUCCAAAUGAGAUUCCGCAAAAUGAUUAUAUUAAAUACUUUGCACCAGAAUUUUCUUUGAAGGUUCCAAAUGGGCCGAUAGAAAAUUUGAAUAGUAAAUCAUAUCUUAGCACCAUUAAAAUGCAAGUCUUGGAAAAUCUUCGUUGCAUCCAGCAUGCUCCAAGCGUACAGAUGCAGGAGGUCCCUCCUGACUUCUACAUUCCAGAAUUCGAUGAAGAUGAGCAGAACCCUGAUGAACGCAUUGAUCAGCACACUCAAGACAAGCACAUCCAGCGCGAUGAUGAAUAUUAUGAUGGUGACAAUGACAAUGAUCAAAUGAAUAUUUCAUGAAGUGCAGUUGCCGUUUGCCUUUUGGCGGGGGAUUGACCGUUUUAAGAGAGAAGGAAAAUGUUAAUUAGACAAACACCUAGAUGUAUCAACAAAGCGGUAGUACUAGCCCAAGAAACUUGUAUAUUUAUAAGAUUUUUAUUGUUUUCAGUUGCUAAUAUAUUUGCUCAAAGUUACAUUAUUAAUGAUGUUUCUUCCCUGUCAUUUUUUUGAAUGAAAAUGGACGGUGUUAGAGCAACUCUGACAACAAGAGCUUGCAUAACAUUCUUUUUACAA
Messenger RNA from Glycine soja, 1857 nucleotides. Its product is annotated as histone deacetylase 9. NCBI's taxonomy places the organism in Eukaryota, Viridiplantae, Streptophyta, Magnoliopsida, Fabales, Fabaceae. The record is from RefSeq and is a predicted model, not a curated record. The transcript is spliced from 14 exons. Gene Ontology annotation, molecular function: histone deacetylase activity. The coding region runs from base 295 to 1584 and encodes 429 amino acids.